UGUCAUUCUACGUACACACGCAGCUGAAGAGGUUGCUUUCGGUGAUGGCCUGCAAAGCAUCAGAAAGUGCUUUCCCCAGACGAUGUGGCUCUUCCUCGUCAGCACCAUCAUCCCUUUCAUUAUGAGGUUGGGCGACGAGGCGUCUCAUUCAAAAAUGUUAUUCCACCGCGCACACUCUUGUUGUUGUUUCCUAUCUGGAUGCUCUUUCGGUUUUGGUCAUCUGCAACACUUCAACAUUAUCAUCCCAGGAUGGACGCGCCAAACUCCACAAGUUUGACGAACUCGCAGACGAGACCAUUCACAUGGAGCACAAUAUCGCCAUCCAAGCGGCUAGUUUAUCAUCCGUGUUUCGAUGGCUUUCAAUGUGCGCGGCUUGAUGUCCCUCUAGAUUGGAAUAGCACUGUUGGGAGCGAACAACAGGUUGCUAUUGCUAUUGUAAAGCUGCCUGCUCGUGUGCCAGUGACUGACCCUCGAUAUGGAGGCGUGGUUCUCCUCAAUCCAGGCGGCCCUGGAGCCUCCGGUGUGGACUUGUGCCUGAGAGCUGGCAAGCCCAUUCAACAGAAUAUCGACUCAGAAGUUGAUCCAUCAUCGAAUAUCCAGCAAUCUUCCAAUUUGAGCAUCAAAUACUUUGAUGUACUUGGUUUUGAUCCCUGUGGUGUCAACAAUACAAGCCCACGCUUUGAAUGCUUCACGAACUUUUUUUCACGGCAGUCCUGGACACUGUUUACCAACCACGUCGACGUUUUUGGGAGCUCUGAUACUGCGUUUGAUGGUUUGUGGGCUAGGACGAUAGCCUUAGCCCACAGCUGUUCAGAUACAUCAAUCGCAGUUCACAACGGACAUGAGCUCCAACGAUUCACGAAUACCGCUCCAGUUGUGACGGACAUGGUAGAAAUUAUGGAGCGCCAUGGUGAAUGGCGGGAGCAGGAAGCUCGCAGCCGGCCUGCUCAAACUUCAGCGUCUCACCAACAUGUUCAGUCCAUCAGUGAUCAAAUUCGCCGGAGGCGUGGAGAGAAGAAGCUUCUUUAUUGGGGUUCUCGUAUGGAACUGUGCUCGGUGCAUCCUUUGCAGCUAUGCAUCCUCAUCGAGUGGGCCGCAUGGUCUUGGACGGUGUAUGUGAUGCAGAAGACAUAUUUCGUGGAGGCUGGCAGACAAAUCUCCAAGACUCCGAUACCGUCAUACACAAAUUUUGCGAUUAUUUUCACGAAGCCGGCCGUGAACGAUGCCCGCUUUAUGUUGGAAGCAGUUCUGCAGAAAUUUUGGAUAGACUUGAAAACGUGCCCCCUUGCUGUCAAAGCUUCUCCAAAUAGAGGACCAGAUGUUAUCACAUACAGCGAUGUCAUGAGAUUGAUUCGGGUGUCGCUCUACUCACCUCCUUUCGGCUUUCCAAUAAUAGCGAGGUUCCUCGAUGAGAUCUCUCGUGGGAACGGGUCCGGAUUUGCUGAUUACAAGCAAGAUGAAAUUCCUACUUGUCAGAGCUUAUCGGAAUCAGAUCCUCAAGAACGGCCUGAGGAUUGUCCGGAUUACGACCAGUUGAUUUACGAAGUUGCAGACUCGAUCAUUUGCACCGACGCUGAAGAUCAGACGAAUUUGGCGAAAUCAGAUUUUCGAGAUUAUCUUACUCGCAGGAGGAACCAGAGCAAGUGGCUUGGUGACCUAUUUUCGGUCGUUCGUUUGCCCUGUUUUGGAUGGCAAGUCAGGCCGAGUUGGAGAUUUUCUGGACCCAUUUCUGGAGACCCAGCGCACCCUUUACUAUUCAUUGGGAACACAUUUGAUCCUGUCACGCCCAUCCACAACAUUGCUCUCUAAACUCCCCAUCACUUUGUACGGCAAAGGUGGUUCGGCGCUAUUUCCAGACCGGUACCCUACCAGAAGUAAACACCAUGUGCGAGCCAGAGAAGAGGCCCUUCUCCUUGCCUGUAACCGACAUGUCUCGCACGCCAGGAGACGAAGCCCUUUUAGAUAUGCUGGAGGCAUUUGACAAAGCUCCCAUCAAUGCGUAUCUAGGUGCACACAACUAGCAGGCGUGUUCUCAACUGCAGGGUGCAGAUAUGAUACUACGAAUUCCAGGACAAAGAGAGCUAAUUAAGGGCGUGGGCGCAGAGACAGG
This is a messenger RNA of Cladophialophora immunda, 2110 nucleotides long. RefSeq lists its product as uncharacterized. The coding region runs from base 199 to 1809 and encodes 536 amino acids. The record is from RefSeq and is a predicted model, not a curated record. The transcript is spliced from 7 exons. NCBI's taxonomy places the organism in Eukaryota, Fungi, Ascomycota, Eurotiomycetes, Chaetothyriales, Herpotrichiellaceae.